AUGGCGUCCUACAAACAGAAUCUGCCGCCAUCGGCAUUGCUGAAACAACAAGUUGCACUUGAUGGAGAUAAACGAUCAAAACAUGAAGCAAGAAGAGAUCGACAACUUGAAGAAGAUCGAAAAGCUGGAACAGCUCCUGCAAUGGUUGAUGUUGAAACUGGUCGAGAUAUUAAUCCACAUAUUCCGAUGUUCAUUUCUCAAAAUCCGUGGUAUGUUCCAUCAGAUGGUCCAACUUUGAAACAUCAACGACCACAUGAAGAAAGGCAGAAAGAAUAUUCAAAAAUCAGUGAUUGGUAUCAAAAGGGAACAACUGGUAAAAAAGCAACGAAAUUUAGAAAAGGAGCAUGUGAGAAUUGUGGAGCAAUGGGACAUAAAAAGAGAGAUUGUUUUGAUAGACCAAGAAAACUUGGAGCAAAGUAAGUUUUUUUUAAUCAAAAACAAAAACAAAACAUUCAUCUAUAAUUUUUCAGAGAAACUGGAGAAGACAUCGCUGAAGAUGAUUUUGUGCAACCAAAAUUAAAAAUGGGUUUCGAUGCAAAACGUGAUCGAUGGAAUGGUUAUGAUCCAUCAACACACAAAGAAGUUAUUGAAGAUUAUGAAAGAUUAGAAGAAGCCAGAAAAAUUGUGAAAGAACAAAAAUUGAAAGAAGGAGAAGUUGAAGAAGAAGAAGAAGAAACUGUUGAACAAGUUGGACCAGAAGAAGAUGAAGAUAAAUAUGCUGAAGAUGCUGAUAUGGCUGGAGUAUCUGUUGAUAUGGAUUCAAGAACUCGAAUUACUGUUAGAAAUUUGAGAAUUCGUGAAGACACUGCUAAAUAUCUAUAUAAUCUUGCUGAAAAUUCACCAUAUUAUGAUCCAAAAUCUCGAUCGAUGAGAGAAAAUCCAUUUGCUGGAGUUGCUGGAAAAGAAUUAGAAGCUGCACGAUUUUCGGGUGAUAAUUUUGUGAGGUAAGUCAAAUAUUUAUUUAUUUCUUGUUAAAUUUUGGACACAUUUGAACGUUUUCUUCUUGUCCAUAAUGGUGGAAUUUGUCCGCCUAAUCCAAGUAUCGAAAAUUUUCCAUGUGGACCUUUUGGACCAUAUUCAUACAAUUCUAGAAUAUAUGAUAGAAAGUCGUUAACUUUGUAAGGGUUUGUACCAUAUCCAUCUCCUUUCUGUUGAGCCACAUUCAGAACUUUAACUUUAUUUUUAUUUGCCACAAUUUUUGAGUGUUCUUUUCCGUCGUUAUCCUAGAAAAUAAUUAUUUUUCAAAUAUUUCAAUUUGUUACCUACAUAAAUUUUGGCCACUUCGCCUAAAUCUUUCAAAUAUCUUCCAUCUGGAAGUUGUCUAUGAAAAUCCACAACAGCACUUGAACAAUAUUUGAUCAAUAGUAAGAUGUAUAUUAUUUUUAGCAUCAUUUUUGAAAUUAAAAAUGGAAUGUUUGAUAAUUCAUUUUUUUAAUUUAAUUUGUUUUUAGUUCACGUUUAAAAUAAAAUUUUGCAGAUAUUCGGGUGAAGUGACUGCUGCAAAUGAGGCACAAUUAUUUGCUUGGCAAGCAUCGAGAAAAGGAGUUUAUGCACAUUCGAUUGCAGAACCAACAAAAUUAGAAGCUCUUAAAAAAGAGUAUGAAAAUGAGAAAACACAAAUCAAAGAUGAAACGAAGAAGGAAUUAUUGGAUAAAUAUGGAGGAGGUGAACAUUUGGAAAGACCGCCUGAAGAAUUGCUUCUUGCACAAACUGAAAGUUAUGUUGAAUAUAAUCGAAAAGGUAAAAUCAUCAAAGGAAAAGAGAAGGCGGCAGUCAGCAGUCGAUUCAAAGAAGACGAUUAUCCACAAAAUCACACGUCGGUAUACGGUAGUUUUUGGCGCGACGGACAAUGGGGAUAUAAAUGUUGUCAUCAAUUUGUCAAAAAUAGCUAUUGUACUGGCGAAGAUGGAAUAAAAGCGGAAAUUGGUUCGGCGCACGGAAAAAAUACGGCCAAGGAGGAGAUUUUUGUCAAAAAAGAUAAUGCUGUCGUGAAAAAUGUGGAGGCUCAAAAUGAAAAGGGUAAGAAUAAUAAGAAAAACAAUUUCCGAUGUACUUGUACUAGUCCUCUUUUUUUUGUUUGAUAGCCAAAAUAAUAUUUUCGUAGAAAAUGAGAAUUUUUUACGAGAAUAGUAUAAUUUUAAUCCCCAUCCUUCGUUUCCGAAAAAAAUUGUUUUUUUUUUCAAUUUUUUAUUUUUCAGAAAAAGAAGAAAUGAAGGCGGAGGAGGAGGAAAAAGAGGGCGAAUCGUCGUCAUCAUCUAGUUCUUCUUCUUCAUCUUCUGAAUCGUCGGAUGAUUCUUCGGAAGAUGAAAGAGAAAAAGAGAGACGUGAAAGAGAGCAGAGACGACGAGAGAAACGAAAAGAAAAGAGAGAUCGAAAAAAGAAGAAGUUGGGAAAAAGAAAGAGAAAGCAUAGAGAUUCAGAGGAAGAGAAAGAAUCAGACAGCGAAAGUGGGUCAGAAAGUGAAGACGAUUUGGAAAAAGAAGUUCAAAAGGCUAAAAAGGCCAGACUUGAUGGAAUUAAAGCGGUUAAAGAAGUAAGGAUUUAAUGAAAACUUCAUCAGAGAUUAAAUUAAAACUUUUCAGGGCGAUAGAGGUCGUAAGUACAACACAGAUUAUAACAAUAAAGCGCCGACUGAAAAAGAAUUAGAAGCCUAUAAAUUGACAAAUGUUCAUUCCGCUGAUCCAAUGGCGGCUUUUAUCAAUAAGAAAUUCGAGAAACAAUAA
Molecule: messenger RNA, 2723 nt
Organism: Caenorhabditis angaria
Lineage: Eukaryota; Metazoa; Nematoda; Chromadorea; Rhabditida; Rhabditidae
Source: the annotation of a GenBank genome assembly